Bathycoccus prasinos is the source of this 2109-nucleotide messenger RNA. Its product is annotated as GTP cyclohydrolase I. Gene Ontology annotation, biological process: tetrahydrofolate biosynthetic process; tetrahydrobiopterin biosynthetic process. NCBI's taxonomy places the organism in Eukaryota, Viridiplantae, Chlorophyta, Mamiellophyceae, Mamiellales, Bathycoccaceae. The transcript has a single exon. Gene Ontology annotation, cellular component: cytoplasm. Bases 1 to 2109 code for a protein of 702 amino acids. The record is from RefSeq and is a predicted model, not a curated record. Gene Ontology annotation, molecular function: GTP cyclohydrolase I activity; GTP binding; zinc ion binding.
AUGGAGGAAUGCAAAGAUUCCACGAGAGUCAACCACGCGCCGAGAGCGCCGAGAGCGACUCCGACUCCGACUCCGACGACGACGACGAGGAACGCCGGUGGGCUCUCAAAAAAAUGUGCGGUGGACGACGGAGGAAGAGGAAGAAGGGAGAAGUGCCAGGAAGAUGAUGAUGCCUUUCACGCCGAAGAAAUAGAGUACGAGGACGACGAAAAAAACUCCUCGGAGAGAUCCUCAUCACUCAUGAGAGACGAAGCGGAGAGAGAAACGGACGCCAUCCUCGUCGGUGGCUGCGAGGGAGGAGUUCUCGGAGAGGAAGAGGACGACGUCUCAAAAGAGCGACGGAUGAACCUCGUGGAGGAGUGCGUGAGAGAUUUACUCGCUGGCCUCGGCGAGGACGUUACGCGCGAAGGACUCUUGGAUACUCCGAAACGAGUCGCCAAAGCCAUGACAUUCGCCAUGAAAGGAUACGGAAAAACUGCCCGCGAUGCGCUCGGUACGGCAUUGUUUCAAGAACCCACACUUUCGAGACCGAUAACGAUGAAACAACAAGACGCGAGCGGAGAGGGUGAAGAGAGCACGCGAAAUGUAGAAGCAAAACAAGAACAACAAAAACGAGAAGGCGACGACGCGUCUAUAAUUUUAGUACGCGACGUGCCAAUAUUUUCCACUUCUUCGACUUCUAUGAUGCCUUUUUACGGCGUCGUGCACGUAGGUUACGUUCCGAAAGACGGAUACAUUCUUGGAUUGAGUAAAGUUGCGCGCGUAGCGGAAGUAUUUGCUCGAAGAGUGCAAAAUCCAGCAGGUUUAGCGCGAGAAAUUGCGGAAGCUGUUGGAGAAAUUGCAUGCGCUUCAGGUGUUGGAGUCGUUUUAGAAACCACGCAAUUAGGACCACGGAAAGGUAAUGCGAACGCAGCAUCUGCUAGAAACGUGAGUCGUCACGGCGUCGGAUGUUUGAGCUUGGGCAGAUGCAGAGAGAAAUUUGAUCGUUCUUCGGCGAUGAAGAACGAUGCGGAGGAUUAUGAAGAUGAAGAGUGUCGCGAGGGAAGAUGGACCGAAUUUGAAGGGUUGCUCGGCAUGGGUCGCGCAAAGAUACAAGAUACUUCGUCGCCUUUAGAAGGCAGUUCGCGGCGGAGCACGUCUCCGUCGGAGCGGGGAAGCUCGAAAGCUCCACCCAAAAAAGCUCUCGAAGCAUCGAUCCGACUUCUCAAAGCGAUUGGAUUAAAGUCAGCAAACGGAACUUCAACUAGCUCUAGUAGUGAAAAUCUUCUCGUGGGUUGCGGAGACGAUGAUGACGAUGACGAUAACGAUGACGAGGAUGACGAUGAUGAUGAUGACGACGACAUUACAAUGCGAGACAAUAACUCUGCUUUGGCGGAUGAUAUUUCGCUGUCAUCGUACACUUCGUUUGAGGGCAGAGCGCGAACACCGCCUUCGCCAUCUACUUUAUCAUCACCUAUCUUGUCAAGCGAUGCAGCAGGAGACGACCACAAGAACGGCAAGAAUAUUCACAACAAAAUGCCAUCAUCUGUUGUGAGAUGCAGAAGCGUUGAAGCUCCUUUUUCGCUCGCGCGUUGCGCGUUCAACUAUGCUUCCAUGAUGAAUGAAUCGGUUUGUGGAAGAGAGGUUUCCUUAGAGCAAACAGUGCAACAAAACGUACCAGAAUCGUCAUCUAUGUCGACUUUCAGGCGGUGUUUCAGUUCCACAUCGACAUCUGACGUCUCCGAACUUACGAUUGAGCGAGAUUUAUUAUUGACGACAACGUGCGAACAUCACCUGUUACCUUUUCAUGGCGUCGUUCAUGUGGCGUAUUGGCACUCCCCAGGUCACGCACUCGAUAGAAAAUUAGUUCAAGCGAUAGUAUCUAGACAAGGAAGCCGUCUGCAAGUGCAAGAGCGGCUCACUUCGGAUUUAGCGGAUGAUUUUGAGAAAGUUAUUGGUAGUCACUCCAAUGUGACUGCGGCUGGCGUGAUGAUUUGUAUCUCCGCAGCUCACAUGUGCAUGGCUUCGAGAGGCGUGGAAAAAACAGGAAGCUCGACGUGCACGGUAGCUACGCGAGGUAAGUUCGCUUCCUCUUCCAAAGCCCGCUCGAGAGUCUGGCAAAGUUUGUAA